This is a messenger RNA of Ruditapes philippinarum (Manila clam), 3323 nucleotides long. Its product is annotated as calcium-activated chloride channel regulator 1-like. The annotation marks the transcript as partial. The transcript is spliced from 12 exons. Lineage: Eukaryota; Metazoa; Mollusca; Bivalvia; Venerida; Veneridae. The record is from RefSeq and is a predicted model, not a curated record.
AAAAUGUCAUAGUUCAUGAAUGGGGCCAUCUUCGCUGGGGUUUAUUUGACGAAUAUCCUACACGCAUUGGUGGAUCGACAGACGUCUUUUAUCAGCACGAGGGUAAAUGGAAACCUCUCGGGUGUUCGCAUAAAGUGCAAGGUCGGAUAGGAAGAGGUUUUAAUUGCAACACAGAACACAAGAAUAGGUGUGACGCUGAUAAUUCAAUGAAAAAGAUGAAAAACACUUGCAAUUUUUGUCCUUACACGGACCAAGAUGUGAAAAUAAGUUUGAUGGGAUAUCAAUAUGUCGACCAGAUGUCCAUGUUUUGCGAUAAAGACGAUGAAACUGUACCGGAAGACGAGCGCCACAAUAGAGUAGCACCAACCGCUCAGAACAUAUUUUGUGAUGGGAAAAGUGCUUGGGAAGUAAUGAGGGAACACAAAGACUUUAAAAAUUCAAGCGAGAAAACACUUACUGAAACAAACACAACACCAGAUUUUGAAUUUAUUCAAGAAAACAACAUUUACAUGGUUUUUGUGUUAGAUGUCUCUGGAAGCAUGGAAAGCACAAUUGAAAUUCUAGCUCAGGCUGCGAAAUAUGUAAUACAAGAAAAGAUUCCCUUUGGAAGUAGUCUGGCAAUUGUGACAUUUAAUCAUUCUGCAUACAUAGAAAUUGAUAUGAAACAUUUGAACUCACAAGAAGACAAAGACGAAAUGAUAAGGGCCCUCCCUUUAACUGCCGACGGAAAUACUUGUAUCGGAUGUGGUAUUGACGAGGCAAUAAAGGUUUUAACUGCAGAACUAGGCUCUGCUGAGAAUGGACAAAUAAUUCUCAUAACAGAUGGCGAGAACAAUCAUGGUGAUCUUAAUAUAUCUAGAUUAAAUGCAAUAGCUAAAAAAGUGAACAUUAAUACAAUAGCGGUAUCUCAGCAUGCAGACACACUACUUCCUGAUAUCGCAAAAGAAACUGGAGGAAAGCAUUACACCUAUUUAGAAAAAGACACAAUCAGCUUUGCCGCUGUUUUUAAUGAAGCUUUAUCGGGAGGUACUUCUAUAACAAUAUUGGCAAAACAACCUGCAAUGUUGAUAUCGGAGAAACUUUCAUCAAACGUGAUCAAUACAACCUUUUCAAUAGAGACUGGGAUGGGUAAGAACACAUCUGUAACUGUUUUCACAGCCGAUAAUGAUGACAUUCAUAUACAACUUAACGGACCUGGAAGUUACUUGCAAAAUUCAACUGUCUAUGGAAACAAAAUUGCUGCAUUGAAAAUUGAUGGGAUUGCACAGGCAGGUGACUAUUACCUAGUGAUUACUACUAAGAUACAGAGUGUGGAAUAUCUUGUAACAACAUCGCCAACAAUUACAACUAAUGAUGUGAUACGUGUUGUUUCGAGAUUGUCAAAGUCACAUGUGGACUUAACUACUGACGAUUUCCCUGCAUUGUUUGUAGAUGUCACAAAAAAUAACGCUCCAGUUAUUAAUGUCACCGUAGAAGCAAAUGUUGAAUCGAACACAAAUUUGCCUUGUACACUUUACUUGCAUGACAAUGGCAUUUAUCCAGAUAGAUUGAAAAACGACGGCACCUACUCGUGUUAUAUUUUACCAAGUUGUCUCGCAGCUGGACGAGUAUAUAUCAAAGUUAAAGCGGCUGGUAAAGGUGGGGAGAUUUACCUUUUGUAUAGUAACUCUGGUUCUGCGAGUGUGAUUGAAGAAGAGGAAAUAGAAGAAAGUAUUCCGGAUUCCUUCCAGCGGAAUGUAGUAACAGAGGAACUCUAUGUGUCAAAUUACAUUUAUGAUGAAUCAGUUGACACUAUAGCUCCUGGAAGAAUAACAGAUGUAGAGAUAAAUUAUAUUGAGUCCGAAACAACACAAAGUGGGAAAAACAGAAAUUUGACGCUUACUUGGACGGCAACCGGGGAUGAUAAAAAUCAGGGUCGAGCCUCGGCAUACGAAAUGAGGAUAUCUAGCAAUAUUGAAACCUUGCGUGACAAUUUCGAGUUAGCAGAUCACCUUAAUAUGACAAAUUCCUCUCUCUACCCACAAGUUGUUGGAACGACAGAAGCGUUGAAACUUGUUGUAAAUGCAGAAGAAUCGUUUGUUGAAACAAUGUAUUUUGCAGUCCUAGCUGUCGACGAUGCUGGUAAUAAAGGGCCCGUCUCAAAUAUAGUUUCUAUUGUUGUUGCACGAUAUUAUCGUAUAUCUGGCGAACAAGGUUAUGCAGUUAAUGAAGAGGACGAGGAUGCAAUUUUAGAUUUAGGACAAGAUAUGGCAUCGCAGGCACGUGACAAUACCACAAUCAUAGUUGGAGUAACAGUUACAUUUGUAGGUCUACCUUUAAUGGUAAUACUCGCAGUGGUAACAUUCAAAAUGUGGAAAAAACCUGCAGUAACAGAUAACCGUUGUUCUGACACAUUGACGGACGUGGUGUCAUAUCACCCUAAACAACUUGACAGAAUGCGAGCACCUCCUCCAACCGAACGAUGAUCCGAAAUUGUUUUGGUUUAAAUAGCGUCUAUUUGUUUAAGAUUUUCUCAAAGAAGAUGAUUAUCUUCUCGUUACAAAAUGUCCCUUUUCCAUAAAUGGAAAUUAACCUAUCUAUAAUCAAACAUUUUAUUAGGGGACAUUUGUGUAUGUUACCUUGAUCUUUAUUUUAAAAUAGUUAUUAUCACAUUGACAUAUCAAGGGUUAUUUAAGGUGUCAUUUUGUGUAACGCAAAGUUUUAUAAAGUAACCAUAAUAUUUCUUAAUAUUAUUCUCGGUAUCAUUUUUAGAUUAACAUUUAAUGCUUAUGUUAUAUUCGUCACCUAUACAUGCUUUUUUGUUGAUAAAUCAUUGUAAUUUAUUUGAUUAUUUUAAUGGUUGAAAAUCGACGUUAAAACAACAUUAUUGUAUUUUAUUUUGAUCUGUGUAUAAUGACUUAUUCCAUUUAAUGUUAAGGUGUAUGCUAUAAAACCUUUUACAAGGUGAAAUCAACUUUACAUUAAAUAAUCAAAAACAAAAUUUUCAAAAAAACAGGUACAUUUCCUUGUUAUACUUAAGUUUAGUGUUUGAGUUUGUACGUUCGUGUGUGUGUGUGUGUGCGUGCGUGUUUGCGUGUGUAUUUAAUUCUUUUCAGACUGACUGCAAAUCAUUAUUAUACACUUGUGUUGGUAUAUUACUUUCUGAUUAAAAUGUUUUGAUAUCCAUAGACAUAAUGUUCAAAAUUUCUCUCAUGUGGUCAUUGAAAUUAAUGAAAAGUGUUUUUGUGUUGUGUAUCCAUUUUUGCAUCACAUGUAUGGUAUGGAUUUUCUCAUCCAUCUGAAUGCCUCAUUUAUUGUAUGCCUAGUGUCUGUAAAUAUUGUAA